This is a messenger RNA of Tuber aestivum (summer truffle), 928 nucleotides long. The record is from the annotation of a GenBank genome assembly. Lineage: Eukaryota; Fungi; Ascomycota; Pezizomycetes; Pezizales; Tuberaceae.
CUGCGCAGGCGGUUUUCUACGGGAAGGACGAUCGGCUCUUCUUGGUGGAGCGAAAUGGGAUAUCAAAUGAUUGAUGACCGACAAUACUCUGAGGUUCGUUGGAACAUGUCAGACUCUCAGAGGAGGAGACUCACGAGUUCUCCACUAGGCCCUGCGCUGCUUCGAGAGCGCUAGAGAUACUCAUGGCAUUACAUUGGCCAAUGCGUAUAUUAAUGAAGAAACUGGGCUCACCAAGAGAGCUCGUCGACAGUUUGAAGGGGCAAGAAUUUGUUUCAUAGCGGCAUCAGAUCUUUUCCUACAAACUGGCAGCACCGAAAAGGCGGUUCAAUGCCGAAAGGAAGGGGGUGAUCCAAAGCGUGCGGCCGGUGGGUAAGUCCCAAGCCAAGACCGAGAUAUUAAGGCUUAUAUGGUACAGAAAUUCUUGCCGAUAAUGGAGAAUAUAAGGAGGCCGCUUGGCUUUUGGCAGAAGUUGGCUUGUUUUCAGAAGCAAGCGAGGUGUAUACCCAGAAUAACAAACAUGAGAAGGCGCUUGCGGGCUAUGCUCGUGGGAAACAAUUUACAUCUAUGUUGGACUAUCUCGAAAGGUUUAUGCCUGAUAUCCUUUUCUACUUAAUCUGCAGAGCUCAGAGUGGUAUAAUGGAAUUCGCUAACUACUAUGAAUAGCAGGUCUGAGUCAGAAAUUGAGCCUUGCUGUUGGAAUCAGUAUAUACAGCUCUUCUACUUAAAAGAAUUUGGGGAGAGCGAUACGAUUCCAAACAAGCAUGAAAAACGGGCCCUCAACCUUAUUGGAUCUCCGGAGGAGCAGGAAGUGGUUUUGUCAAGAUUUCACUUGAUGAACAAACUUUUCAACUUGCUCUGCGUUAAUACAAAAUAUGUGGAAGCCUACGAGAUUGGGGUUAGUUCUGGGUUUCUGAAGAAGUCCGUUAAG